GACCCCAAAUGCCCAACUAUUCCUUACAUGGACUAAAAUAACAAAACCAGGGGGCCUCUUCGCAAUUCGCACCACCACCGCCCACGUCCAGAUCCACCCGGCCGUCGCCGUGGUCUUCCUCCUCCGCCCCGCCCCCCGACGGCGAGACCCCCCUUCCCAUCGGACUCCGUCGAGAAGAUCGUCGAGGACGCCGCCAUGGACCUCUCCCUCAACCCCUUCUCCUCCGGCACGCGCCUCCGGGACAUGAUACGCGCGAUACGCGCCUCCAAGACGGCCGCCGAGGAGCGCGCGGUGGUGCGGCGGGAGUGCGCGGCCAUCAGGGCCGCCAUCAGCGAGAACGACCAGGACUACCGGCACCGCAACAUGGCCAAGCUCAUGUUCAUCCACAUGCUCGGCUACCCCACGCAUUUCGGCCAGAUGGAGUGCCUCAAGCUCAUCGCCUCCUCGGGCUUCCCCGAGAAGCGCAUCGGCUACCUCGGCCUCACGCUGCUGCUCGACGAGCGGCAGGAGGUCCUCAUGCUCGUCACCAACUCCCUCAAGCAAGAUCUUAACCACUCCAACCAGUUCAUCGUGGGCCUUGCGCUCUGCGCCCUGGGGAACAUUUGCUCCGCUGAAAUGGCGCGCGACCUGGCGCCCGAGGUGGAGAGGCUGUUGCAAACUAGGGACCCAAACACGAAGAAGAAGGCUGCCUUGUGCUCUAUACGGAUUGUAAGAAAAGUUCCAGAUUUGGCAGAGAACUUCAUGGGUUCUGCUGCAUCAUUACUCAAGGAAAAACACCAUGGGGUUCUGAUUUCGGUUGUCCAGCUCUGUACAGAGCUCUGUAAAUCAAGCAGAGAAGCAUUGGAGUACUUGAGAAAGCACUCCGUCGAAGGGUUGGUCCGGAUACUGAGAGACGUGUCCAACAGUUCGUAUGCUCCUGAAUAUGACAUUGCUGGCAUCACAGAUCCAUUCUUGCACAUCCGAGUUCUUAGGCUCAUGCGGACAUUGGGUCAAGGGGAUGCAGACUGCAGCGAGUAUGUGAAUGAUAUUCUUGCCCAGGUUGCAACGAAAACAGAGUCAAACAAAAAUGCUGGAAACGCUAUUCUAUAUGAAUGUGUUGAGACCAUAAUGGGAAUUGAAGCUACUAGUGGUCUGCGUGUGCUGGCAAUUAAUAUUUUGGGUAGAUUCUUAUCCAACCGUGAUAACAAUAUAAGAUAUGUUGCUCUGAAUAUGCUAAUGAAGGCCAUGGCAGUGGACACACUAGCAGUGCAGAGGCACAGGGUAACAAUAUUGGAGUGUGUCAAGGAUGCAGAUGUCUCCAUUCGCAAAAGGGCCCUUGAACUUGUUUACCUACUCGUCAAUGACACGAAUGUGAAGCCUUUGACUAAGGAGCUUAUUGAUUACCUAGAAGUAAGUGAUGAUGACUUCAAGGAAGACCUCACAGCAAAAAUAUGCUCAAUAGUUGAAAAGUUUUCUCAAGAUAAGCUAUGGUACUUAGACCAGAUGUUCAAGGUUUUAACGCUGACUGGAAACUUUGUGAAGGAUGAUGUAUGGCAUGCUCUUAUAGUUCUGAUAAGCAAUGCGUCCGAACUUCAAGGAUACUCGGUUAGAUCAUUAUACAAAGCAUUGCAAGCAUGUGGUACACAGGAAAGCUUAGUUCGGGUAGCUGUUUGGUGCAUUGGUGAAUAUGGUGAGAUGCUGGUCAACAAUAUUAGUAUGCUGGAUGUGGAGGAACCAAUCACGGUAACAGAAUCUGAUGCUGUGGAUGCUCUAGAGCUAGCUCUUAAGCGCUACUCCGUGGAUGUUACAACACGGGCUAUGUGUCUCGUUGCUCUUUUGAAGCUUUCCUCACGAUUUCCGUCAACUUCAAAGAGGAUACAAGUAAUUGUUGUGCAGAAUAAAGGGAAUACUGUGCUUGAGCUGCAGCAAAGAUCAAUCGAAUUUAAUUCCAUUAUACAAAGGCAUCAGUCUAUAAAAUCAUCUUUGCUUGAGCGAAUGCCUGUAUUAGAUGAAGCUAGUUAUUUGGAGAAGAGAGCCGCUUCUUCACAAGCAACUGUUUCAUUAACUAAGCCUACUCCAUCCGCUGCUUCUGGAGGCUCGCUUAAGGUUCCAAAUGGUGCAGUGAAACCACCACCAGCUCCUUUGGCUGAUUUACUUGAUCUAAGUUCGGAUGAUGCUCCCGUGACUACUUCUGCUCCUAGUACAGCACCUAAUGAUUUCCUACAGGAUCUUUUGGGCAUUGGCUUGACUGAUACAUCUACUGCAGGUGGAGCGCCGUCUGCAAGUACAGAUAUUCUGAUGGAUCUUCUAUCUAUUGGAUCAUAUCCUGUACAAAAUGGUCCGCCGGCAACAUCAAACAUAAGCUCUCCUGGCCAAGCAGUGACUAAACAUGCUCCUGGAACACCUCAAGUUAUCGAUCUUCUCGAUGGUUUGUCCCCAAGUACACCACUUCCUGAUGUGAAUGCAGCUUACCCAUCAAUCACAGCUUUCCAGAGUGCAACUUUGAAGGUCACCUUCAAUUUUAAAAAGCAGCCUGGAAAGCCUCAAGAGACUACAAUGCAUGCCAGCUUUACAAAUUUGACAUCUGCUACAUUGACCAAUUUCAUGUUUCAGGCAGCUGUACCAAAGUUCAUCCAGUUGCGCUUGGACCCAGCAAGCAGCAGCACCCUUCCGGCCAGUGGAAAUGGUUCAAUUACGCAAAGCCUCAGUGUCACUAAUAAUCAACAUGGACAGAAACCACUUGCGAUGCGGAUCCGGAUUUCGUACAAAGUGAAUGGCGAGGACAGGCUGGAGCAAGGGCAGAUCAGCAAUUUCCCCGCGGGGUUGUAGUGUCACCACCUGUGUCUAUAAUGUUGUGAUAGUAGCUCUUUCACUUUUGAGUGUGCUGCUCUGCUUGCGAAGGCGAGUUUUCCUUUUCUAGCCCCCCCACCAUCAUUUCUUCCCCUUCUGUUGCUUGCCGAUUAGUAAGUUAUGUACACCACUAGCUGUCUUUUUUUGUUUUGCCAUUUGCCCUUUACAUAUACUGUAUAGUAGCUGGCAGUGAUUAAUGACACACACCUCCAGUUUUGCCAAAAUGUAUUCGUACAGAAGGUGUAUAUCAUUCACAGUCGGAGGAUAACCAAAAUUUUCGGCCUACUGCUCUCAUUCCAGGCAGCAGACCAGCGGCUUGUAUUUA
Messenger RNA from Hordeum vulgare subsp. vulgare (domesticated barley), 3154 nucleotides. Its product is annotated as AP-1 complex subunit gamma-2-like. The coding region runs from base 196 to 2808 and encodes 870 amino acids. Lineage: Eukaryota; Viridiplantae; Streptophyta; Magnoliopsida; Poales; Poaceae. The transcript has 19 exons. Gene Ontology annotation, cellular component: Golgi apparatus; membrane coat; AP-1 adaptor complex. Gene Ontology annotation, molecular function: clathrin-cargo adaptor activity. The record is from RefSeq and is a predicted model, not a curated record. Gene Ontology annotation, biological process: receptor-mediated endocytosis; Golgi to vacuole transport; intracellular protein transport.